Racocetra persica is the source of this 412-nucleotide messenger RNA. NCBI's taxonomy places the organism in Eukaryota, Fungi, Glomeromycota, Glomeromycetes, Diversisporales, Gigasporaceae. The record is from the annotation of a GenBank genome assembly.
UAAACAAUUUAGUAAAGCCUUAGAAGAAUUUUCUCUCCUAAUCGGUCGAGUUAGAAUUGAACAAUCUUGCAAUGAUUACAAUGAAUCAACUAUUUCCUUUCACAUGACUUGCAAACCUUUACUAUCCCAUUUACAAAGACUUUCAUUUCAUGAAUGUCCUAUAAUUUCUGAAUACCCAACCAUUAUGCCUCUUCUCGAUUCUGCUCCAAAUCUUACACACCUUGAUUUGGGUGGUUGUUCUAUCAGCGACUUAACUUUAAAUUUCUUAGCUGGAACAAAUGUUCCAACUAAAUUAUCACAUUUACUAUUGGCUAAAUGUGAAAACAUUCCAUCUGAUGCUAUUUCAUCUUUUAUUUCUAAAUGUUCUCGACUGGAAACCUUUAUCUUUAUGGUGACAGAAAUAUCACUAUAG